ACAUUUCAAAACACUUUAUUCAUUUCUACAAAUAUAUCGUUAUCCCUCUCAAAACAAGCUAAAAACCUUCUCUUUUGAACCUAAAAUUGUUUGCUAUAGGAUUAUAAAAGCUUCUUUGCUUCGUUUCUAUCACUUAUUUUUUCUCCGAUCGACUGGGAAAUUCUUUGAAAUAUUCGGAGGGCGUAUACCUGGGAGUGUCGUAGGAUUGGACCACUUAAGGUGUCAGGUUCGCUGGUAAAUGGAGAACCUAGUGACGUUAUUAAUUACCCUGAAUUUUAUUCAAACUUGAACAAACUCUCUUUCAUUUACCUAAAUUUAUUUGCAUUCGCAAAUAAAGCGUUAGUUUACAUUAUUGGCUGCACAUCAUCUUUGCACUAAAUGCACUUGGUUCAAAAACCUUUACCAGUAAUUGCGAAUAAUAAUGAUUAACAUAUGAAUGAGGCUUUAUCAUAGAGAAUGUUCGUUUUCAAGUGUUGUCGUCAGUGGUCUGUACGACAGCAGCGAAAGAAAUUUUGACAAUGAAACGACCUGUGCUGGUUUAUGCUUUACUGACAUUUAUUUUUAACAGUCGUUGUUGCUGGACUGCUAAGAUAAUCUUCCUUUAUUAUCCAUCAUACAGUCAUCAUGUUGGACCAGUGAAUGUAGCAAAACUCCUAAAAGACCAAGGUCACGAAGUGCUUGUGGCCGUUCCACCGCAAUUACAACCGAGCCUCGAAGACAAAGGAGUGAAAUUAUUACUUUACCACGGUCUAGGAGAUUUCUCGGAGCGACACAUGGGUACAAAUAUCAUUCUGAGGAACUAUUUCGAAGGAAAGAACACAGCUAGCAGCGAUGCUAUCGUCGCACUCACGAAUGUCACCACCAAAAUCAUGAAAGAUGCAACAUUUCUGGAAGAUAUCAAGAAUUUUCAUCCAGAUUUAAUGGUAUUAGAUUCUGCACCUAUAUCCGCCAUGCUGACCUACAUCUCAUACAAACUGGACAUUCCGUUUAUAUUCAUUGGCCUGUUCUUUAUACCACAAUAUGCCAGAAGUCCAAUUCUACCAUCCGUCAUACCAAACGAAAUGUACCCGGUCAUUUCAUACACAGACCAUAUGACAUUCCAGCAACGUUUAAUCAAUACGUUUUUAGAGCUGUUGACCUACUGGUUCAACCCGCUCGUAAACACCACGUUUGUCCGUGAAUAUCUCGCAGAAAAGCCAUACAUUUCAUUACGUGAUCUGCAAGCCAAAUCACCGCUGUGGCUAAUCCAGCAUCACGGUGUGCUAGAUUACAACCAACCUAUCUCCCCAAACGUAAAACGUGUCGGGGGUCUGCUACCACGCACGGCAAGACCUCUUUCCCCAGAAUUUCAAAGCUUUAUGGAUGACGCUAGAGAAGGUGUGAUUCUAGUUGCAUUUGGUUCGGUAUUAAAAGCGAUUCCAGCUGAAAUCUUGAACAAAUUUCUGAAAGCGUUUGAGCAAACACAGUAUAAAUACAUACUUCAGGUGUCCUCGCCCGGCAGAAGGCAGUCAGAUAAAUUCAUGUUUAAACCAUGGAUACCUCAGUACGAUUUACUGCACAAUGAAAGAACAAAACUCUUUGUAACCCAUUGCGGAUUAAAUAGUUUACACGAGGCAAUGCUAGCCGGAGUGCCAAUGCUUGGAUUUCCUGUAUUCUCAGAUCAACCACAAAACGCUGGGAAGUUAGUCCGUAAAGGUUUUGGCCUGAGACUGGAUUUGAGGUCGUUCAAAGUGCAAGAGUUAGUUUCAGCCAUCACCGAAGUUGUCAACAAUCGUUCGUAUAAAGAUAACGUACAAAAAGCGUCAGCGAUUUUGAAAUCUGAGAGGAUGAGUUCGGUUGAGGAAGCAGGGUUCUGGAUUAACCACGUUCUAGCAUUUGGUGGAGAUCAUUUGAGAUCUCACGCGCAAGACAUUCCGUUUUGGAAAUACUUUGGCUUGGAUAUUUUUCUGUUUUGUUUCCUGCUUUGGCACGUAUUUUUAUUUCUCAUGAUUAAUGUACUGAGAUUUCUCUUUUCUUACUUAUACAGACGAACAAAAAAGCAUAAAAGAGAUUAAAAUCACUUAGUUAUAAUGUCAU
Dendronephthya gigantea is the source of this 2076-nucleotide messenger RNA. RefSeq names its product UDP-glucuronosyltransferase 2B14-like. The record is from RefSeq and is a predicted model, not a curated record. Lineage: Eukaryota; Metazoa; Cnidaria; Anthozoa; Malacalcyonacea; Nephtheidae. Gene Ontology annotation, molecular function: UDP-glycosyltransferase activity. The coding region runs from base 519 to 2054 and encodes 511 amino acids. The transcript has a single exon.